AUGCGUGUCAACCACUACUAUGGAGUAGCUGUGGCUGCUGCCACCGCAGUGUCGGCCGCGUCGCUCAAAGAUGUCAAGCACGUCGUCCUUUUCAUGCAAGAAAACAGAGCAUUUGACCAUUACUAUGGGACGAUGGCUGGUGUCCGCGGUUUUGCUGACCCCAAUGUGCCGGUAGACUCAGCGGGCCUCUCUACUUUUCAACAGGCCAUCAACCCACCCCAGAACGGGAGCCAAUGGCUGAGUCCCUAUUAUAUUAACUACCUUGGGGGAGAAUAUAUCAACGCGACCCAGUGCAUGGGUGCUGGUGGCAAUGACUGGAUUUCCAUGCAUGCGGCUUACGCCGAUGGCAGUUACAACAACUGGACAACUGCUGAUACCGGCUUCAGCAUGGCUUACUUUACCCGCAAGGAAAUACCCACCCAUUUUGAUAUCGUUGAGGGUUUCACCGUGCUGGACAUGAAUCACCAGAGUAUCCUGGGACCGACUGAUCCAAACCGUUGUAUCUGGUUGAGCGCGUCGGUCAACGUACCUGGAUCACCGUCGAAUCCCCAUGGCGACGGCGGUGCAAUGCUAGACAACACUGCCUCACCGGGAUGUGAUAUUGAAACACCGAUAAAGGCCAACUGCUUUCCCUUCACCUGGAAAACGUUUCCAGAGUAUCUCCAAGAGGCUGGAGUAUCGUGGCAGGUGUACCAAGACCUCGACAACUUCGAGGAUAACCCACUUGCGUACUUUGCUCAGUAUCAGAAUGCGCCCAACGGAUCCGCCCUAAGGGAAAAGGGUAACUCGUAUCUCGGCUUGGAAGCUUUCUACGAGGCAGCUGGCAAUGGCACCCUACCGCAAGUCAGCUGGAUUAUUGGAGCACAGGAGUUAUCUGAGCACCCGCCCAAUAGGCCUGCGGAUGGUGCAUGGCUCCAACAAAAGGUUGUGGAGGCCGUGGUCAACAGCCCUAAAUACGAAGAGACCGCUCUGAUUAUCAGCUACGAUGAGCAGGGAGGCUGGUACGACCAUGUGCCACCCAUCGUUGCCCCUGAGGGAACUCCAGGUGAAUGGCUGCAAGAUCCGUACCAAGAAUUUGGUUACGUACCCCUUGGCCCAGGUCCCCGUGUUCCACGGUAUAUCAUCUCGCCGUACACCCGGGGCGGCAAUGUAUUCACCGAAACCUCCGAUCACAACUCCGACAUUCUAUUCGUGGAGCAAUGGGCCGCCGCGCAAGGUUAUAAGGGCGUCUACAGCAAGGAGAUGACCCAGUGGCGUCGCGACCACAUGUCCAACUUGGUGAACGCCUUCGACUUUGACAACCCCGACUACUCCAAACCCUACAUUACCCCAGCCGAACAUCCCCCAACUGAGCCGAAUAACCCAAGUGACUACACCGGUGAGAUAGCACUACUCGGCUCACUUACCGGACCUUGGGCUCAGCCUGCUAUGUGUUUGUCUGAAUACUCUGAUCCUCAAGCGCCUGUCCCAUGGGGCCCAGAAAAUUCACACCAGGACCUCAGCCUCCUUGUCGAGGAGGGCUUUAAGCAAGUCCGUGGUCAGCUAUCUGAAGGCCGCUUCUUGGUCUUCGAAUCGCUCAAACUAGCCCUGACAAACGUCGACGGCAAGUUUGUUGGUGUGUCACCUGCAACUGCCGCACAUGAAAACAUUCGCCAGCGUUGGAUUUUGCACUCCGUCAACGACCCUCUGUCCAUGGAUACCUUCUACAUCCAGUCUGCACUAGACAUGACCUAUAUCACCAGCUUGGGUUCUCUCACUUCUGACAUGAAGGAUGCACAGGCAUACACAAUUUCCUAUACGCCAAACGGGGCCACCUACAGCCUGAGCCGUAGCGAGACGGGCAAGAGCGAGAAGGGCAAGAGCUUCCUCAGUUUCGGACACGGUCAUGGUUUGUCCAUCGCCUGGGAGGGUGCUGAAGCUGGGAAGUUCAAGAUAUUCAGUGUUUCUUAUCACUAG
Messenger RNA from Penicillium lagena, 1956 nucleotides. RefSeq names its product nonhemolytic phospholipases C family protein. The coding region runs from base 1 to 1956 and encodes 651 amino acids. Gene Ontology annotation, molecular function: hydrolase activity, acting on ester bonds. The record is from RefSeq and is a predicted model, not a curated record. The transcript has 7 exons. NCBI's taxonomy places the organism in Eukaryota, Fungi, Ascomycota, Eurotiomycetes, Eurotiales, Aspergillaceae.